AUGGCGGCGUGGGCGCCACCGUGGCGCGGUGGGCGCAGUGGGAAAAGCAAGUGGUCCUGCAGCUGUGGGACAGAGGACAACUACGCGACGAGGAAGCACUGCCGUGGGUGUGGGGCUAAAGCACCACGGCGGCCGAUCACCUUCAAAGAAGCGCUGCUGGGCCCGACCAAGCGGGAGGUGGCCAUGCAGAAGAAGCUGGACGCGCGCACGCAGGAGCUCACGGCGCUCAGGGGCAGCGGCAAGGUCGGCAAGGAAGAGACUGUGGACGGGGCGAAGGAAGCACAGCAGGUCGACCUGGCGAGGCACUACAAGUGGGCGCAGGCGUGCAAGAGCGAGUGGGGGGAGAACUCGGAGGAGUACAAGGCAGCUUUUGCGAAGUACCAGGCGGCCAGGGCGGAGAAGGACAAUGCCAAGCCGCCCUCCGUGCAACUCACGCAGGCGAAGCACGCCAGGGAGAAGUUGGAGAAGGAGGUUGAGGCGAGCGCAAACGACGCCAGCUGGUACGAGCAGCAGCUGGAGGAGGCGCGAGCCAAGUACGAAAAGAAAAAGGAGCAGCUGCAGAUCGCGAAGGCCAAGGAGCAGGAGCUCAGGGUGCAGGAAUGCGGAGUCCGUGGGUCGCCAGAGUUCCUCAAGGCCAUGCAGAGGCAGCUCGAGGAUGCGAUCGACGGCAGCGGAGUCACCAAGGAGGAGCACCAGCAGGUGUUCGACCCGCUCGGCAAGGUCAUGGCCAAUGCGAAGCAGGAGGACGUGGACAUGGCUGCUGCAGUCGGGGCGCAGGAGCACCAGAAGUACCAGGAGAAGCACUACCCGAGGAAGCAGAACUCCCAGAGCUCACUGCUGAAGAGCAGGAAUGGCUCAGGGCAGGAGAAUCACCUGAACACGGACAAGCUUGCGGUGGUCACGCAGAGCAUGAAGGCUGAAGGUUACCUCGUGGGUGGCUCUGCGGCGGUGGCCGCAACGGGAGCCAACGGCGAGCCAGGCACGUCGGCGGGCGUGGCUGUUGCGGUGCCGAAGCGAGUUGGGAUGAGUUGCCUUUUCGGCAAGGUAUUGUGCUUGCCCCCUGUGUACCUGUGGACAGUGGACGGCAUGACGUACAGGAACACGCAGCUGACCAAGCAUGUGAUUGGAAAGUUGAAGAGUUUGGGUGUCCCGUGGGUCAUCGGGGGCGAUUUCCAGGUGGCGCCAGAGGCUAUGGCGAACGUGAGGAGCGUUCAAGUUGCGAAGGCCACAGUGGUCACGGCUAACGCAGCGUGCGGAACCUGCAGACACGCGCAUGGCAACAGCGAGAUCGAUUAUUUCGUGGUGGCAAACUCGGUGAUUGCGCAGGUGGGGCGCGUCGCGGUGCAGGAGACGCGGCCUGCAGCACCACGUAGACCAGUGAGGCUCACGACGAAGCUGAAGGCGGAGCAGCUCAGGGUGAGGGUGCUCGAGAAGCCCAGGGAGCUGCCAGAGGUGCCGAUCGGGCGCGUGCCCGCGCCACCGAGACAUGCGGACGUGAAGGAGUUUAGCACGCAGAUGGCUGCGAACACCAAGUGGGCCAAGUACAUGCAGGUGCUGAAAAGGGAGGCUUUCCAGGUGCGAGGCAUGAAGUGGGAGGCGAGUGACCCGCGCGCAGGCAGGGCGGAAGAGCCCACGUGGCGCGUCAAGCCCCUGACCUUCGGGGGUGCAAACGUACCGACAGCGGCUAGGGCAGCGACCUGGUGGAGAUGGGCUGCGCGGACCUUGCGCAGCUUGCAGGGCGCGCACCAGCGGUGGCGGAAGGCAAGGGAGAGGGGCCCUGACGAGUACCAGAAGCGGAAGAGCGAGGCAGUCGAUCAGCAGCUGAUCAAGGACGGGAAGGCCAAGUGGGCUGACACGCUGGAAGCCGCGGCAGCAGGUGCGGCAGGAAGGCUUCGCAAGAUGAGCAAGGCAGUUGCGGCGUGGAGGCCUAGGCGCACAGGUACGAUGGCCAAGGCAGCGGACACCAUGGAGGCGGCGGAGUUCACCUUAGCCGAGUGGAAGAACUUUUGGCGGGUUGGCGAGGUCUUCCAGGAGGGGCCAGGGCCCUGGGUGUACGAUCCCAGGGAUGAGCUGGAUGACUACACCGAGGAGGACGUCAGCAGGCUAAAGAUGGUGGCCCGCACCAUCAGGACCCGCACAGGUAUCGGGGUGGACCGCUGGCACCCGUCGAUGCUGCAGGGAGCGAGUGGCGAGGCGUACCACAAGCUGCUGGACGUAAUGCGGGAGGUGGAGCGCGCGCUGAGGUGGCCGAUCCACAUGGGCACGGUGCUGUUCUUCAUUACCCCGAAAACCUUCACGACAUAUAGGGUUAUAGGGUUCCUGCCCGCCACCAUGCGUAUAUGGGAGAUCACGCGGGAGCCAUACAUGACUAGGUGGGCGAAGGAGAACCAGAUGAGCCAGGACUGCACCAGCUUCGGCAAGGCAGCGGAGGAUCAGGGCGAGGAGCUGGAGGCCACGAUCACGGCGGUAUUGGACCUGAUCAAGGCCUUCGAGCGGGUUAGCUUGUUUGUCUUAUGGGAGGCGGGCAAGCAGCUGAAAUUCAACACGGGGGUGUUGGCAGUGGUGUGCUCGUAUGUUGCGAUGGCCAGAAGGCUGAUUGUCGGGGAAUCUGUCUCCAGCGCCACCGGCGCGGUGGGCGCGAUCAUAGCAGGAAGUAAGUUUUCAGUGUGCUUCCUGAAGCUGGUCAUCCAGUCCACGGUGGACGGCCUAGUGGUGGGGGGGCCGCGGGCGAAAUGGCGUAUGUAUGUGGACGAUCUUUGUGUGCGGCUACGCCAGCAGCAACAGUGCACCGUGCAUGACUUCAGCGACGCCAUUGACGCCUGCUUCGAGGGCUUCGGCAAGCUGGGCCUGAAGUUCUCGGUGGGCACCCAGGGCAAAGGGGCCGUUCUGGCCAGUACCAAGUGGGUGCGCAAGGCGGCGGCGAAGGAGAUGAACGCGCGUGGGCUGCCCGUGGUGCGAGCAUGCCCGUACCUGGGCGUCGACCUCAUCGCGAACGGCACGGCAGCGAAGACCAAGUGCGGCAAGCGAUGCAAUACCAUGCUGGACAGAAGUCGGCGGCCCGCGAACCUCAAGGGCGGCGGCCGCAAGAUGGCGAAGGGCACGGCUUUGGUCUUUAAGUGUGGCCUUAAGCGCUCGGUCCUGCACGGGUGCAAGUGCUUGGGCAUGCCAGACCAUCAACUACGACGAACUCGGCGAGAAGCGGGACAAGCACUACCAGGAGGGCGUGGAGCCAAGACCAUCACGCUGCAGCUGGCGCUGGCGAACGAGGGGCCCACCUACGGGGCCACCGAGGCGCCCAUCGUCCGAUGGGCAAGGGCAGUACGGGAGGAAUCGUCAAGCGCUGGACGGCCAGGGGCGGAUCCCGAGCACGCCUUCGGCAAUGCAGUGGAAUUAUUGAUGAAGGCGUGGAAGCGCCUGCAGCAAGGGGUAGGCAUGAAGCCCAUGUGGGCCAGGGUACGUGGGCCUGCGGGCGCGGUGGUCAUGUCGCUCAAGCGUGCGCAGUGGGCGUGGCCAGCCUGGCAUGCGGUUAUCACCAAGGACGGUUACGAGCUAGACAUGAGGGAAGUGUGCCCCAUGGGUGUCGCGGCGAUGCGGCGGAAGGACGCGCAGCAGAAGCUGUGGCAGGACUGGACGGCGGCGGACGAGUGCGCAAGCCUACGGCCAGCGCCGAUGGUCGCCCCAGCGGUGGCGCAGCUGAAGGCGCGGGACUUCCCGAAGCACGCCAAUAAUGCAGCGAGGAAGGCCUUCAUCGGCGGGAGCUGGACCAUGAGCAAGCUUUGCGAGUGCAACACCGUGCCAGAGGACAUCUGCUUGGCGCGCGGGGAGGCGGUGGGCACCCCGCACCACAGGCAUUUCAAAUGCCAGGCCUUGAGGGAGCGGCGCUUGCGGGCGCAACCUGAGUGGCAGACGGGCCAGUACAUGUGCCAGACUGUCGAGGGCGAUGGAGACUAUUUCACAGGCGACAUCGUGUGCGAUGGGUCCAAGAUAGGCUACAGUGAGUGGGCGCAGACGGGCUGGGCGGCCACGUCGAUCAACGAGAACGGGAUGCCGAAGUACCAGAUGUGGGGGCCGCUGCCGUGCACGCCCCCAGUGCACAUGGAGAUAAAGCGCGCGGAGAUGUCGACUUUCUACCAGGCACUGGAGAGGAAGCCCGGCAAAGGCAACAUCUACACUGAUCACAGGGGCAACAUCGAGGGCCUGCAGAAGGGGGGGAGAUGGUGCAUCAGCUGGAAGCGGCCGCACGCUGACAUCUGGAAGCGCAUCUGGCACAAGGUGCGUGACCUCGACCUGGAUGUGAACGGGGUUUACCACGUCAAGGCUCACAGGUCCAAGGCGAAGAUAGAGCAGCUCACGGGCACGGAGCCCAAGGUCGCGAAAGGCAGUGCGGAGGUGGACCUGCUAGCCAAGGCUGGGGCCGAGCUGGAUGCGAACUACGGGAGGCGCCAGACAGUGGAGGAGCUGGCUGGCCGCGUACACUGGGCGGCGCUGAACAUCGGCUGGUGGCAUCAGCAGAUGGAGGGCGAGUGGCCAGAC
This is a messenger RNA of Prorocentrum cordatum, 4533 nucleotides long. Lineage: Eukaryota; Dinophyceae; Prorocentrales; Prorocentraceae. The record is from the annotation of a GenBank genome assembly.